Molecule: messenger RNA, 1189 nt
Organism: Erigeron canadensis
Lineage: Eukaryota; Viridiplantae; Streptophyta; Magnoliopsida; Asterales; Asteraceae
Product: 2-methoxy-6-polyprenyl-1,4-benzoquinol methylase, mitochondrial
Exons: 9
Coding region: 131-1000 (289 amino acids)
Biological process (GO): ubiquinone biosynthetic process
Cellular component (GO): mitochondrion
Molecular function (GO): methyltransferase activity
Source: RefSeq, a predicted model, not a curated record
AAUAAAAUAAAAGAAAGCAAAUUUUGGGACAAAAAGGAUUUCCAUCCACCGAACUCGCCUCUCAGCGCUCACCGACGUUCAUUGAUCAACCAGAAAAUUCACUCACUCGCCCACUUGUACAGUUGAAAAAAUGUCGGUCAGAAUGGUUGCCCGGAGAUUGGGGGGCAAGCUAUUACCCAGGUUUACUCCUGCUGCAUAUCUGCAUUCCCAUGCUACUAGCUUUGGAUUUAAAAAAGUAGAUGAAGAAGAAAAAAGCCAAUUGGUUGGUAAUGUCUUUACCAAGGUUGCAUCAAAUUACGACAUCAUGAAUGAUUUGAUGAGUGGUGGACUGCAUAGAUUGUGGAAAGAGAGAUUGGUUACAAAAUUGAAUCCUUUUCCUGGGAUGAAGCAUCUCGAUGUAGCUGGUGGGACAGGUGAUGUGGCUUUCAGGAUCCUGGAAACAAUUAAUAGUGUUAAUCGAAGAGCCAUAGAAGACACCCUUGAAGAUGAUUUGCAGCAAGAGACUCAGAUUUAUGUUUGUGAUAUUAAUCCAAAUAUGUUGAAUGUUGGCAAAAAGCGAGCUCAAGAAAGAGGGCUUGGAGAUCUAGGGUCCCUUGUUUGGGUUGAGGGAGAUGCAGAAAAGCUCAAUUUUGAGGACAGUUCAAUGGACGGUUACACUAUUGCUUUUGGUAUUAGGAAUGUUACACACAUCGAAAAAGUGCUUGUUGAAGCACACAGGGUACUCAAGAAGGGUGGGAGAUUUCUUUGCCUUGAACUCAGCCAUGUAGAAGCUCCAGUUUUCAAGCAGUUGUAUGAUUACUACUCAUUCUCGGUCAUUCCAGUUCUCGGAGAGCUAGUUGCAGGAGAUCGUGAUUCUUAUCAGUAUUUGGUUGAGAGCGUUCGGCGUUUUCCUCCUCAGGAGGUUUUUGCAUCAAUGAUCGCAGAUGCUGGGUUUCAGAAGGUAGAGUAUGAAAAUCUUGUGGGAGGAGUGGUGGCUAUCCAUUCAGGGUUGAAACUCUAGGUGAUCUUAGAAAUUGGAAACUUAAUCAUAUUUUCUCGGUGUAGUGCUUACAACCAGAGUUCACAACAGUUUAGGUAGAUCUUAGCUUCAAUUUGUUUGUUAAGUAUUGUUGUUUUUCCCGCUUAAAUUUAUACAUCUACACGAAAGUUAAAUUGAUAUUCACAGGAAUAAACAUUUUGUUUGGAGCAA